Messenger RNA from Quercus lobata, 1087 nucleotides. RefSeq lists its product as uncharacterized. The transcript is spliced from 4 exons. Gene Ontology annotation, molecular function: transcription coactivator activity; chromatin DNA binding; protein binding. Gene Ontology annotation, biological process: regulation of DNA-templated transcription. The record is from RefSeq and is a predicted model, not a curated record. The coding region runs from base 117 to 677 and encodes 186 amino acids. Lineage: Eukaryota; Viridiplantae; Streptophyta; Magnoliopsida; Fagales; Fagaceae.
UUUUUGAGAGAGAGAGAGAGAGAGAGAGAGACGCAAACUAGUUAUAAAAAGUGCAAAACGCUGAAACGCAUAAGAAGUGCAAACGCUAUCUUAGAUAGAGAGAGAGUUAGAGAGAUAUGAGAAGAAGGAGAGGGCUUUGUUACCCUAGAGUUGUUGAAGACAAGAACAUGAGAGUUGUGAAGCGAAGGAGAGAUUUCGCCACCGAACAAGUUAGUUACCGGAAAAGAAGCCGGAAUUCUUCUGAUAUCGCUGGAAAGCGUGACUUGUUCGAUUCCUUGCCGGACGAUCUCGUCAUUUCCAUUCUCUGCAAACUUAGCCCCUCCGAUUUCGCCAACGUUCUCCUCACGUGCAGGAGGUUUAACAAGAUUGUUGUACCCAAUUCCUUAGUACAGCUCGAUUUUCGUGAAAGAAUCGUCAACAAGAUAACGGAAACUUUGAAGAGGUCUCUCCCUGUUUCUGGCCAAGAGGGGUUACAUGAACUCAGGAAAAUUGCUAUAAGGUUUGAGGAAAAGAUUUAUACUGCUGCCACAAGCCAGUCAGAUUAUCUACGAAAAAUAUCUCUGAAAAUGCUUACAGUGGAAACUAAGUUUCAGAAUCCUAUAGGCAAUGCUUUGCCAUCCAACUCUGCUGGCAAUAGUAAUACAUCCCCAGAUGCAGGGAUGAGUAUGCAGCACUAAGUUCAUAAUCCAGGGCAGUCACUUCCUAUUCCAUUAUCAGCUAAUCAGUCUCGCCAACAGAUGUUAUCUCAAAACAUUCAGAAUAACAUUCCAUCUGCUGGAGUUCAAAGCACUGCCAGUUUACCAUCUGCACUGCCUCCUGUCUCUGGUUUAAGUCAGAAUCCUAUCCCAAAUGUUGUUGGCCAGAAUACCAAUGUGCAGAAUAUGUCUGGUUCACAGAACUAAGUAGAAGUGCAAUGAAUAUCACGUUGAAAGUGCGCAAGUAUGUGGGAGCUCUAAUUGUAACUUGUCCUUUUGGGAUAUUGCGUAGAUGUAAAACAUCCCCAUGUGGUGACAUUAGUAGCUUACUUUAACAUAAGACUAGGUCCAGCACAACCAGUAAUCAAGUGAAAGACUAAGUUUCCAUUUCA